CUGAAAGCAGUAAUAAUAGUAGUAUAUAAGUAUAAGUAGUAGUCAUAAGAAAAAAAAUCGAUUUAUAACAUUUAUAUUAGAAGGAAUCAAGCAAGCAAGCAAACAAGGAAGCAAAGAAACGAAAAAUACCAACAACAAAAAACAACAACAACAAAAACAACACUAGUUUACUUUACUGUGUGUGCAAAGGAGAGGGGAGGAAUUGGUUGGCAUUACGCCUAGAAAGGCAGACACUCAUUCAUUCAUGCUUUCAUUCAUUCAUUCAAUCAGUGGGAUAGCUUUAUUUAUUUACUUGUUUUAUAUUUUGCUUCUCCAACAAUCUUGAUUGUUAAUUUUUAUUAUAUGAAUUAUAAGAUAUAUUUUGGAGGAAUAAUGAGUAGUACAGGCUGUUUAUUUACUCAAUAAACAGACUAACAGUGUUGGUUAAUCAAGGAAUUAUUAUACCAUAGAAGGCAUAGAAGGCAUGAUAUGUUUCCUUAAACUGAUGCAGCAUAAUUAUCGUUUUAUUUCAUCGUUAAUAUUGAUUUCUUAUUCACUGCUGGAUUUAACUGUGCGGAACUACUCGUAAAACAGUCAUGUCAGCUGGAUAUACCCCGCCGUCUUCAAGUAAAUGGACAGGGAAUAGUAGUAGCAGUUUUUAUACAGGAGAGAAAAUCUCCUCGACCUCACCUAUGCCUAAUUGUAAUGCCUUAAUGAAUCAAGAAUCCUAUCUGAAUGCUUCAAAGAGUAAUAAUAGUCAACAGAAUCGUUCCCUAUCGCCUUAUCAACAAUCUCAUCUGAAUGAUACAUUAAAAUCCCCUUUGUUGUUAUAUCCUCCCCCUCCUCCUUCAGUUAGCUUACAAAUGCAGCCUAUUCGAAAUCAUCGUCCUCCUGUUGUUGAAACACAUUUUACGCAUGAAAGAUCCUCCCCACUGCCGAACUUUCAGAAGGUGAAUCCGUGUCUACGUAAAGAUCAAUAUAGGCCAGCGGUGAACUAUCCAAUAAAUCGAUACAAUCCUGUUCGGCUUCACAGACCCCCUGUAAAGAAUUUACCACAAUCUCAACAGUAUGUAAAUAGGUUAAAUAUUAGUCCGGAUUAUCACACUGGAUCAUAUAUGAAUCCACGUGUGUCAGUGAAUCCCACCCAGAGGUGUACACUACAUCCAAAAGGACGAUCACCAAAUUUAACACCUCCUAAAAGAACUCUAUCCCCUGAAAUAGCUCAUACUUAUAUUCUGCCAAAUAGUCCAGUCAAUUCGUUAAGAAGUACACCUCUACCAAAUAAAACGAAUCUACUCGAUAAUGAUAAUGAUGAUCCGGAUAUCUGGAAUAUCGGUUCAUCGACAGAAUUUAGUCAACCGGUAUAUUCAAUGAAUCCAAGCCAUCAAGGACACAAGUUUUCACUUUAUAAUGAAGGCCAUAGGUUAAUGGAUGCACCAAAAGAAUACACUGAUCAUCAGUCUAUCAAAUGCCAUCAAGAUUCAAAUGUUUCCAGUUCUGAAUGUGGCAGUUUAAUUAGUACCGAUGAUGAUGAGACGGUAUCUUUGAAUACAACAGACAGUGAACAGAAUAUGAAUCUUCUCAUGAAUAGACAUUCAAUUUCUUUACAGAGGAUUAAUAAUAGUAAAUCGGAAAUGCAUGGUUCAACACAAACUCUCGUGCCGAUGAGUAAAAUUCAAAGGAAUCGAUUUAAAAAUUCUCAUACUUCAUCGUGUAAAUCAGUUCACUGGAACGAGAGUCAGACAGAAUCAAAAAGAAAAAGUUCAUUGCACAAGAAUCGUACAAUAGAAGACAAUUUACUGCUUGAUAUCCAACCAAAUAAAGUACUCCAGUCACCAAAUCGGAUUCCUCAUACUUUCCCACCGUCUGUUUCGGAUCAACCGACCACAUUCUCAGAGACAGUUGGAGAUGAUCAUGGUGACAAAUGGACAGUGUACUAUCGAAAUCCAAAUAUCCCAGGUGUUCAGCUUGAUUUAGUGAACAAUGAUCAACUACAUUGCUCGAUUUGUCAAUGCCAGACGAUUCGACUUUAA
Messenger RNA from Trichobilharzia regenti, 2012 nucleotides. The record is from the annotation of a GenBank genome assembly. Lineage: Eukaryota; Metazoa; Platyhelminthes; Trematoda; Strigeidida; Schistosomatidae.